Messenger RNA from Seriola dumerili (greater amberjack), 664 nucleotides. RefSeq names its product coxsackievirus and adenovirus receptor homolog. Gene Ontology annotation, cellular component: external side of plasma membrane. The transcript has 4 exons. Gene Ontology annotation, biological process: cellular response to lipopolysaccharide; cell surface receptor signaling pathway; positive regulation of T cell proliferation. Lineage: Eukaryota; Metazoa; Chordata; Actinopteri; Carangiformes; Carangidae. The record is from RefSeq and is a predicted model, not a curated record. The annotation marks the transcript as partial.
GCACUGAACAGUAUUUAAGUCAGAUAAACCUUGUCAGACAUUUAUUCAUUUUCCUCAGAAGUGCUGAGGAGUGGUAUUUUCACUGUACUUUGUUCAGUUUUUUGGUCUAAUGUCAUAGUAGAAGGGGAAAUGCAGCUAUUGUGAAUGACGUGUCCCGGAAGCUGAGAAACCGUGAAGUGUGGCUUGCAGAGAUGCAACAGCGAUGAUCAGUGUUUAGACGACAUCGAGAACUAUGGAGCGUCUUCCUCUGCUGUGUCUCUGUGUCCUGACCUGGUCUGCAACAACGUUUGCUGAUGUAAACCGACCAGAGAUCAUCAAAGUGACAGAAGGGAGUGAUGUGACUUUACCCUGUUCCAUCACAGGGAACAUUGAGUCAAAGCGCUUUGACUGGAAGAAAGACGGUCAGAAGGAGGUGUAUGUGUAUGAUGCUGGGCCUUCUUCCAGUAAAACUUAUUCGGGUCAAUAUGAGCAGUUCAAAGGUCGUGUCUCUCAUUUUUCUGGAGAACUGAAGAAUGGCAACGCCUCCAUAAUGAUCAGAAACACGAAGGUGGCUGACAGUGGAAACUACACCUGUGAAUUUCAACAUCUUCCAAAUCAAAAAUUCCUCAUGAAGCUUCUUGUUGAUGGUCCCUUAAAAGACAGAAGCCCGAGGAAAACAUCCAAG